AGAAAUGGAGCUGCAGAAAAGGGAAGAUUUGAUUGGUAAAAAAAUAUGGACGUGCUGAACGAGUCCCGAUUGGUAGAGACAGGAAGAUUUGACUAAAAUUAAACCGAAAGUAACUAAACCAGGAACAAGCAGUUUGUUUUACACAGCAACACGGAAAGGACUUGGCUGUUCAUUUACUUAAAUUCACUUGCAUUAAGGAGAAAAAUGGCAUCUGUCAUCUGGAUUCUGUCUGUAGUAUUGUAUGCUGAAUUCAUGUGUGCAGUGUCUGCCGACAAGUUGCUCUCCCUGGAUUGCCAGGAUGAAAACCAUGGGGUCCAUGGCAAGGACUCUUUAUUGAAAUGCUUUCUGAAUUCUGGUGGGGAAAGCGUGAAGGUCACAGCGGCAGCAUGGAGGCGGCCAGGAGAGAAGCGUCCUUUAAUUAUGUUUUUUAAUGACAAAGUUAGAGAGCCAGAAGAUCCACGAUUCUCCUUUAAGCAGUUACAGAUGUCUGGCAGCAACAUAGACGUGUCCUUUCUGGUGAGAGACACAGUGAGGACAGAUGAAGGGAAAUAUGAAUGCGAAGUUGUAACUGACAGCGGUGAAGCCAAAGCAGUUGUAAGCCUUUCUGUCACAGCCACUUACUCCAAACCAGACAUGAGCUCAAUUCCGGAGAAGGACCUUCAGGAGGGAAUGGAAGUCACAUUAUUCUGCAAUGCCUCUGGGGGUUACCCGGUUGGCAUGAUCCACUGGUACGACCAGUACGGCACCAACUGGACCCGCAGUGCAGAAAUGACAGUGGUGGAGACCACGGACAAACGCACAAACUUAUCCAGCAAGUUCACGCUUAAGGCUUCCUCCAUCACUCCUCAGUAUCGGUGCUUAGUGUUAAACAACAAUGGUGUGGAAGAAGGAAAGGCGGAAUUUGACCUUAAAUUUCAGGAAAAAGACACCACAGCCCCGGAGAAGGCGACGGGAGACAAGGGAAGCACGGCCAUUACGGUCAUCGUCUUCGUCAUCGUUGGAUCCCUGCUGUGCGGCCUGCUGAUUUUGGCUCUGCGCAGACGGCGCGCUCAGCAGGCCCGAAGGCCAUCAACUCACCCCAUAUUGGGGGCGAUGUAUGCAAUGAGUCCAGACACGAUGGAAGAAGGUUCGGCAGGUUUGAACAAUACGACGGAAUCUGUGCCUGAACCUUUAAACAAAUGAAGUUGGAUUAUUGCCCCUUCUUCAGGACUGUGUCUAAUCCUUAUAGUAACAAAUCGCUGCACAUUCUGGGGAAAUGCAGGAAUUUUACUUUUCCUUUCUGUGUGACUGUGAACUCAGAGAGAAACUAUGAAUGACUCUACUCCAGCUUUAUUUCUGAUUGGUAGUUUGUCAUGGCAGUGCAAUCAAGAAUGCUUUGGUAAUCCCCUGUGAUGAAUUUACUUUCAGUUGCUCUUUACAGUUCUACCGGACUAAAAACAACUUCCCUUUUUCCCCCCAAAAAGAGCAUCACGUCCUCUUCAUUUCCUGAUAUGGAACCUCAAAUGUUGAAGUUUGUGGAGACACUGCAUGUGAAUUAGUGAUGUGAGAAAAUGUAAUGCUCAAAACAAAGUAUCACACAAGUAAAAUAACACAAACAAAAUGAGGGGAAAAAAAUAACAGGGCAACACAGUUAAGUCGAAUUGUGGAACGUGAUCACAAACUAUUUUACAAAAUGUCAAAAGAUACAGAACAAUAUAAUACAAUAAGCUUGUAUAUAGUGCUCAUUGUGCUGUGCAUUAAAGAGGCAUUAAAAUAAGAAUCAGCAUAGGAACAGGCAAGGCCUAGGCUGUGUCCAAAACGGCUUACUUGCCUACUACUAAGCACACUGGAUAGGAAAAUGUACAUAAUUUUCAAAAAAUGCACUUAAAAUCUUGAUAUAUUUAUUUGGGGGUUCGGCUGAAUGUACGUACUUCUCAGAAAGCAAGCCAUACUUUUUUUAGGAUGCCUCACAGAGGAAGAAGCAGAGCUAUCUUUGGGUCCCAUCAAUUAGAGAGCAAGCCUUUCUACUGCAAGGGCUACUUUGCACUACUCAUGACACUUCUGCAGUACGAUUGAAAAACAGUGAGGAAUAUUUUUAUAAAUAUUUUAUGUUUAGUCGCCAGUACAUAUUCUGAGCACACCUCUUGUUAGGAGGCUGUUUCGGACAGUGCCUUAAGUGCCAUAAGUGCUUUAUAGGUAGUGAGGAGGAAGUAAUUCAACCCUAGUUUAAAGGGGGCAGAACAGCAACCGCGGUGCAGAAAAUGCUCUGCGCAGCAUCUGUGAAAAAGAACAGUGUCAGUUAAACUUGGAACUAUACAGUGGAUCCCAACGUGAACUUUGUUGUCGCUAAAUUAACACUACGUUCUUAAGAGUCCAGGACACCAACAACAACAAAGCAUUAUAAUAAUUCAACCUGGUGAUUGUACAGGUGUUACCUCUGCAUUCGCAUUGUCAUUACAAGGGUUGGUCUAAACUUUACUGCAUUGUGCAAUUUAGAUGAAGUUCAUUUGGGCCCCAUUGUUGCACUCCUUGCCUUUGCGUUCUCACUGAAGAUAUUUUCGGACGUGAGUGUAUACAGAGAUGUUUUGUGCUGUACAUGUAGAAACAUGAUCGCCAGUCCUUAAAGAAGUCUGUGAACUAAAAAGGUAGCAAGAUGGUUUCACAUGGGGGAUCCUUUGAUCUCCUAGGAACCCUUACUGAUUUCAGUGAAGAAUUGUUGGAUGUUAUAACACUGUUAACCAAAAGAAUGAAAAUGCAGCUUGUUUUUCCAGCAUAUUCGUUUUACCUACAUUUUUAUUUUAAACUCCUUUUAUAUCAUAUGUUCCAUUCACAAUCUACUUUUGAAAACAAAACAGUAAAUAGAAGUAGCUGAUUUUUUUAUUGUUUUAAAUGUGUUAAUCACUACUGAAUUCUGAGUGUUGUGAUUGUUAUAAUUAUGGUGUAUUUUUUGGCUUGAAUGGUGGGAUUGUUAACACUACUUUCUUUUCACUGGUUUGUGCAUACGUACACUGAAGUGUUCACAUGCUGCAGAUUUUGGGCGAUGGGUCAUUUUUGCUCAAAUUUACAUCUGCUUGUUUCAUAUUUGUAUUGAUAAACUGUAAAAAACUGAUAAAUUGAUGUGUGGAUUCAUAAACUUCUCCAGUGUAUUUCUCUUUGUUUAAAACUUGUACUUUCUUUCUUUGUGGUGCUUCUAAUAUAUUGCUUCUAUACUUUAUAAUGCUGUUUUAUUUUUGGACUAAUUAUAAUUACUUUAUGUGAUGGAUGCUUUAAAAUUAUAAUGAGGAUUUGUUUCGUGAUAGCACCUUUGAUUACAAUGCAAGUUUGUUUUUUUACAGUAAAAGUUUUUAUUUUUAACAAUAAAAUGUUCAUUUGUAUUCUUGUAUUUGUUUCAGUAGCAUAUUAUAUACAGGCAGGGCAUCCAGGUUUAUCCAGAGGGAAAUGAAGGUCAAAUAUCAUGACUUAAUAUGUAAAAUGGCUUUAUUAUAACAGACAGUGGAACUGCCUUUUCAUUGAAAAAGCAGGUCUUCACAAUACAGUUUAGCAGACGAACAGAGGCUGUUAUUACUCUGAUAAAUGGAUGCCCACUGUGGGUAUUCCUGCAGUACAGUACACACUGUUGGUAUUUCUUAAUCUGGCAAGUUGCACAAAAGAAUUUCUUUCAGUGGCCAUUUUAGUUCCUGGAAAAAAAGUUACAAAAAUGUGAUAAAUUUUUCUUGCACAUCUAUGCAUGAAAUAAAGGCAUCCAGGUCAAUUAAUGUGACUGAAAAAGGCAACCAUCGGAAUCUGUACAAUAACACACUGUUUCAGCUGCAGUGCCUUGCAUAUUUUUCGGCCUUCGCAAUUAUGAACACAAAUUUCUGUGUGAACUGCUGCAUUGUGUGCUAAAUUAAUAAAAUUACUCAGCAUUAAAAGGUCA
Molecule: messenger RNA, 3895 nt
Organism: Anguilla anguilla (European eel)
Lineage: Eukaryota; Metazoa; Chordata; Actinopteri; Anguilliformes; Anguillidae
Product: CD276 antigen-like
Exons: 8
Coding region: 205-1182 (325 amino acids)
Biological process (GO): T cell costimulation; positive regulation of T cell proliferation; cellular response to lipopolysaccharide
Cellular component (GO): external side of plasma membrane
Source: RefSeq, a predicted model, not a curated record